UGACAUUUUCCUGGAAACCAUGCAUUGUGAGAGUUGCACCAUGACGAAACAUGAAUGAGUUUGUGUGUGCACCGUCGAAUCUGGUAGGAAGGUGGGCUCUAUGGACAAUAACACAUUGUGAAACCUAGAAGAAACAAUAAGUCUGCUCUGGGCCACCGGGUCACAACUUGUGGUCCCGCACACAAUGUGCGUCUAUUGCUGUGGAUGUGAUGCCACAAUUCACGAGGCGAGUAUUUAAGGUAUGGCUCCUUCCAACCAGCUUAGCAUCUUACUCCCCUGUCAUGGAGCCUGCUAUCAGCUUUCGAUUUAGUGACCUUCCUCUUGAGAUUGCCCUCCUGAUCCUCAAAUAUGCGGCCAGACCGACGUUUUCCCAAAGAGAGAAAUAUGCUGAUAAAAAUCCCUAUGCAACCGCUCUCUCCCUAUGUCUUGUCUCUCGACUUGUGAGACGCACGAUCCUCCCCGAAUUCCUGCACACCAUCUCGCUCCACCGAUGUGACAGCAUGAGAAUGUUCGCAACCACUCUGCUUAUCCAGGAAGUGUACGCUAUUGAAAAAAGCGAUCUUUUCUUCGACUAUACCUCCGCCGUACAGAGGAUGUGGAUUAGUCAUAAUGACUUGGUAGAACAACGCUGCCGAGAUUCUGAGAGCAAGCUGUACCUGAACUUGCUGGUUCCGGUGUUGCUCGCUGCACCAGCACUUGCGAUUGACUGGUACAAUUUAAAGCUUGUUGUUCAGAUCGUGGAAGAUGUGAGGACCUCCUGCGCAGAUCUCGAUGCCGACCGCAGACAUGCCCUUUUCCCUGGGAAAACCCAAAGUCUGACGAUAAUGGGCCACUGCAUCAACUGGGAUAUCUUCAAGCACGUUCGAAAAGGAUCUGUUUUCCUCGCAUCAAUCCCCCAUCUCACCUACCUGGCCAAUAUUGGGACGGAGGGUGACAUUUUUCGCGACUUCAGCAUGGGAUUAGUAUCCCCGGAACACCCGCUGCGUGCGUGGAUGCGCGACAUUCCGUGGGCUUGCAUGAAGAGCCUCGAAACAUUUUCAGUAGUCUACCCGCACCUGGAUGCCCCCUACGACAUACUCACGUAUAUCGAUGACACAGUGGGACUGGACUUGCAUGUAGAGCGGCUCACGGUGUCUGCUUCCCUGUUCAGGCAGGACCCUGCAUCCUUCCCGUGGGUGACACCGCCGUUUCCUGUGACCCGUCCUGGAGAGAAGAGUACUCCAUCAAAUGGUGUUUCAUUCGAGGUUACACAAGAUCGGGCAAACUUUUGGCAGUUUUUUUACAUGUGGGAUAAGGUUUGGGCCUGCGGGUUAGCCGACUGAUAAGUGGUACCGGGUGUUAUGAAAAUCAUGAUAAAUGCUUUG
This is a messenger RNA of Suillus subaureus, 1364 nucleotides long. RefSeq lists its product as uncharacterized. Lineage: Eukaryota; Fungi; Basidiomycota; Agaricomycetes; Boletales; Suillaceae. The coding region runs from base 210 to 1322 and encodes 370 amino acids. The record is from RefSeq and is a predicted model, not a curated record. The transcript is spliced from 2 exons.